Saxophila tyrrhenica is the source of this 1077-nucleotide messenger RNA. RefSeq lists its product as uncharacterized. The transcript has a single exon. Bases 1 to 1077 code for a protein of 358 amino acids. Lineage: Eukaryota; Fungi; Ascomycota; Dothideomycetes; Mycosphaerellales; Extremaceae. The record is from RefSeq and is a predicted model, not a curated record. Gene Ontology annotation, molecular function: structural constituent of ribosome. Gene Ontology annotation, cellular component: mitochondrial large ribosomal subunit.
AUGUCCGUCUUGAUACAGCGCCCCCUUGCGCUCCGCCCUGCCGCCUGUCGCGGUUUCAGCACCACUGUCCAACGUUGCACAUCACUCCAGAUCGAAAAGAACGACCCGGAAGCUCUCGCGGACAUUGUCCCUCCAUACCCCUAUGGCCCGGCACAAUGGUACAAACAGUCCAAUCGCGGUCUCUACGGUGGUCAGAGGAUACAGUUCGGCAACAACGUUGGUCCAAAAUUUGAGACCAAGACUCGACGUACAUGGCAUCCGAACGUCUUCCGCAAACGCCUGUACUCACGCGCUCUGGAUCGAUACGUCCAGAUCAAGGUGACUACAAGAGUGAUGCGGACGAUCGACAAGCUGGGCGGUCUGGAUGAGUACCUGCUUGGGGAGAAAGAAGCAAGGAUUAAAGAGCUAGGUGUCAGCGGGUGGUGGUUGCGCUGGGCCAUCAUGCAGACUCGAGAUGUUCGGGAGCGGUUCUUGCAGGAGAGGCAGCUGCUCGGACUGCCAAAAGAAGGAAUCGAAGCGAUGAUCGAGGAGCCAGAAGCCACUGUCGAAGGAGAAGCACAAGUCGCAGCUAAAGGGCAGGACUCCAUCGGCGAGAGGGUGGAUGUAGCAGCAUCCCAACAAAAACGCCUAAAGUUCCGUGUUGGGCCACGAUCCCAUCUCUACUACACACCCACUGGCUGGCAAAGAGCGAGGCCAAACGAGGAGCUGGCCUUCAAAAGGCACGUCCGCCUAAGAAGUCAUCAGUACAAGACUUUCUAUCAGGACCAGACUGUGUUGGCCUUUGCGACCUUUGACGAGAUUACAAAAGGCCAGGUACUCUCACAGCAGGAGAAGGCUUCAUUACGGCAGAAGUUGCAGAAUGAGGUUCUGAAGAAGGCGGAGAAGAUUGUAGAGUCGCUUUGGCAGGCGCGCUGUUUAAAAUUCGCGGCCAAGCAAAGGCGUCGAAUGAAUCGUUUGCGGGCGAAGUCCAAGGCCAAGGCACGUGGAGGGACGAGAGCAGAGCUGAGGGCCAUGCGGAGGAGCCAGAGGAAGCAGGGAGAGGCGGAGGGCUUGGUGAAAGAGGCGAUUGGGGCGUAA